Aureobasidium musti is the source of this 435-nucleotide messenger RNA. The record is from the annotation of a GenBank genome assembly. NCBI's taxonomy places the organism in Eukaryota, Fungi, Ascomycota, Dothideomycetes, Dothideales, Saccotheciaceae.
AUGGCCGCCAACAGCCACGAGCUCCCAGAAUGGUUACACCAACUCUUGACCCAAGUCAACCUGGAAGAGAUCACCUCUGCAAUGGAAAAUAUCACUCUGGCUGACUUCACCCGCCUCGUCAAUAUCGCCAAAGGUCAAGAACUCAACGUCACCACCAUUACAAAGCUGUAUGAAGAAGCCAGCAAACUCUCUGGAGCAGGAACUGCUCUCAUCGCUGCUGCUCUUGUGGUUGCUGUUAUUGCUUUUGCNUUCCCUAUGUCUGUGGCUGCAGUGUUCCUUACUCCUCUGGGCUUUACAAUGAACAAUAUUGCUGCUGCCAUGGGCGGUUAUGGUGCUCCUAUCGUUGCAGGUGUGGUUCAGGGAGCUUCUGCCGUCAGUGCUGGUUUCUCAGCCCUCAAGCUCUGGACCAUGGGCAACUGGACCAUGCCUUGGUAG